Aureobasidium vineae is the source of this 446-nucleotide messenger RNA. NCBI's taxonomy places the organism in Eukaryota, Fungi, Ascomycota, Dothideomycetes, Dothideales, Saccotheciaceae. The record is from the annotation of a GenBank genome assembly.
UGCUUGUCAAUCCGACCACAAUGGCUCUACCGAUCUGGAAACGCAAGCAUGAUCUGAUCUACUUGAUCUUCUUCCUCACACACAUCCCAAUCAUGUUUUCUCUAAAGCCUGCCUUUAUGACAAACCUAAGAACAUGGUACAUCACCACGUACAGAGAUCAGUUCUUCUCUUCUCCACCCUUCUGGGCUGUACCAGCUCUUCUCCGAGAUGAUCCCAGAGUACCACUACAUCUUCUCGUCUUUGCCCUUGAGGCUGGACUCACUACUUUGACCUGCAUUGCCGAUUACCUCAGCUGGAGUGGUUACUCGAACAACGAGAAGAUCGAACUUGGAAAGCUCUAUGUGCCCUACCUGGCACUGGCUGUCUUCAUGGGUCUUGACAUGUUCUACCGUCUGAGCCAGAUGAUCUCUAAGUCAGACAAAGCAGCCAAGGGCAAGAAGGCUCAG